Hyphopichia burtonii NRRL Y-1933 is the source of this 446-nucleotide messenger RNA. RefSeq names its product histone (gene HHF22). Gene Ontology annotation, biological process: nucleosome assembly. Gene Ontology annotation, molecular function: DNA binding; structural constituent of chromatin; protein heterodimerization activity. Gene Ontology annotation, cellular component: nucleosome. The record is from RefSeq and is a predicted model, not a curated record. NCBI's taxonomy places the organism in Eukaryota, Fungi, Ascomycota, Pichiomycetes, Serinales, Debaryomycetaceae. Bases 135 to 446 code for a protein of 103 amino acids. The transcript has a single exon.
UUAUAAAUAUAUGAUCAAAUCCAAGGAUAGAUUGGAAAUUCUUCUUUUUGUUAUCAUCAAUAAAAGAUUAGUUUUUAAACAACUUUCUUGUUUCCAAAUAACUAAACUUAUAUUUUUAAAUUUAUUAAUUAAUCAUGUCCGGUAGAGGUAAAGGUGGUAAAGGUCUCGGAAAAGGUGGUGCCAAACGUCACAGAAAGAUUUUGAGAGAUAACAUUCAAGGUAUUACCAAACCAGCUAUUAGAAGAUUAGCUAGAAGAGGUGGUGUUAAACGUAUUUCUGCUUUAAUUUAUGAAGAAGUUAGAGGUGUUUUGAAAUCUUUCUUAGAAAAUGUUAUCAGAGAUGCUGUUACUUAUACCGAACACGCCAAAAGAAAGACUGUUACUUCUUUGGAUGUUGUUUACGCUUUAAAGAGACAAGGUAGAACCUUAUAUGGUUUCGGUGGUUAA